Messenger RNA from Phyllostomus hastatus (greater spear-nosed bat), 939 nucleotides. RefSeq names its product olfactory receptor 6C2-like. The transcript has a single exon. Gene Ontology annotation, cellular component: membrane. The coding region runs from base 1 to 939 and encodes 312 amino acids. Gene Ontology annotation, molecular function: olfactory receptor activity; G protein-coupled receptor activity. The record is from RefSeq and is a predicted model, not a curated record. Lineage: Eukaryota; Metazoa; Chordata; Mammalia; Chiroptera; Phyllostomidae. Gene Ontology annotation, biological process: G protein-coupled receptor signaling pathway.
AUGAAAAAUUACACAGCAAUAACAACAUUCAUCCUGCUGGGACUAACAGAUGACCCAAAUCUACAGAUUCUGCUUUUUAUCUUUUUGUUUCUAACCUACUUACUUAGCGUUGCUGGGAAUCUAACCAUCAUCACCCUCACCUUGGUGGAUUCUCAGCUUAAAACACCCAUGUAUUUUUUCCUCCGAAAUUUCUCCAUCUUGGAAGUUUCCUUUACAACUGUCUGCAUUCCCAGAUUCCUCUACACAAUGGCAUCUGGGGACAACACUGUUACCUACAAUGCAUGUGCCACUCAAUUAUUCUUUGUUGUUGUCCUAGGUGUGGCUGAGUUUUUUCUCCUGACGGCCAUGUCCUAUGACCGUUACGUGGCCAUCUGUAAACCCCUGCAUUACAUGACCAUCAUGAACAACAGAGUCUGUAUCAAGCUCCUUAUUGGCUGUUACAUGCUUGCUCUAAUCAUCAUCAUCCCACCAUUCAGCAUGGGCUUUGAGUUUGAGUUUUGUGACUCCAAUGUCAUAGAUCACUUUGGAUGUGAUGCUGCUCCCAUUCUAAAGAUUACCUGCUCAGACACAAAGUUUAUAGAGCAGUUUGUCUUGGUCCUCGCUGUGUUGACACUCAUUUUCACUUUGGUGUGUGUAAUUAUGUCCUACACAUAUAUCAUCAGGACCAUUCUCAGAUUCCCUUCUGCCCAGCAAAGGAAAAAGGCUUUUUCUACAUGUUCUUCCCAUAUCAUUGUGGUUUCAAUCACUUACGGAAGUUGCAUCUUUAUCUAUAUUAAACCAUCUGCAAAAGAAGGAGUAGCUAUUAAUAAGAUGGUGUCAGUGCUGACCACCUCAGUUGCCCCAGUAAUGAAUCCCUUUAUUUAUACUCUAAGGAACAAGCAGGUGGUACAAGCUUUCAAAGACAUACUCAAAAGGGCUGCAUCUGUCUCAAACAACUAA